AUAACUUCAUAUUUGGGUGCACCCUGCUGAGCAUUCUCAUGGCAGUUGGUGUGCAAGCUAAGGAGAUUCGCGAUUGCGACUUCUACGACACGGUCAACAUAACGAGCGGCUUCAGGACAGACGAUGGAUCUUAUCGCUACGAGAAUCUCACAAUUCCUGCGAGCCUGACUGGGGAGUACGACUAUGUGAUCGAACACGAUGGGGACAAGAGCUCAGUAGCCAGGCACAUACGAGGAUGUGUGUGCAAGUUGAGGUCCUGCAUUCGAUUCUGUUGUCCGAAAGAAAAACGGAUGAGAAGCUCCCAGUGUUCCAAGAAGGAGAACGGCCUGUCCUACAACAUGACAAUGGAUAUAAUGCGACACGAUGGUACAUUGGUGUGGAAACAUAUUUUGAGAGAGAUGUUUGUGCAGCAAGACCUUCCUCUACCAUGCAAUGAUCAUUAUAUACUGGACAGAAACUCUCCUGAAGAUCAGUGGACUCUCUUUGAGAAUGGCACUCUCCUGCGACAUUACGACACGAGGUACCUCUCCAAGCAGGAGUAUUGCCUGCAGCCGCAAAAGAUGAACAAUGGGACAUACCACAACUAUACCAUAGUGCCCCACAAUUGCGUUAUAGAGCCUUCCAUGUCAAUGGCUUACGUCAAGUCUACGUCUGUAAUUUUCAUGACCAUUACUGUUGCCCUGUACCUGUGGCUGCCCCGAUUCCGUUCGCUGCAUGGAAAGUGCUGCAAUCUGUAUUUUAUUUGCUUGGCAGCCACCUUCCUGCUGAAUGUCUUCAGCAUGUUUGACGUAUUUAGCUACAGUUCGGUUUUGUGUCGCAUCAAUGGAUACGCUGGGUACUUUGCAGUGAUGGCCACGUUCCUCUGGCUGUCGGUGAUAAGCUUUGACGUGUGGAGACGAUUCGCGCUGCGACGCUUCCACGAGUUCAAUCGGAACAGACGGACUAGCUUUGUCAACUAUAACAUCAUCGUUUGGAGCACCGCAUCUCUACUGACUCUGGGCAUAUUACUGGUCGACGUUUUCGUCAAGUUCAAUCCGCAGAAUUCCAUCUCACCUGGUGUGGGAGAGUAUAUGUGCUGGAUGUAUACGGAUGGUUGGUCGGCCAUGUACUAUUUUUAUUCGCCGCUGUCGGUUUUGAUACUUUUCAAUGGGAUUAUGUUUGCGUUGACAACCAAAUACAUUUAUGUGGAAAACAAGGGGAAUCAGCAAGUGCUGAACCAAAAUGAAAGGCAGCGAGAUUGCAGGAACCAAGCCAACUACCGUGUGUAUCUGCGUUUGUUUGUCAUAAUGGGCGGCACUUGGUUUCUGGAAAUCAUUGCGUUUGUCUGUUAUAUGGAGAGGGUUCUAGAGAACUUCAUCACAGUUGCUGACAUUGUCAACUGCAGUCAGGGCAUCAUUAUAUUCGUGGCCACAUUCUGCAAUUGGGACAUACUCAAGUCAAUCCGCAAGCGCAUCCAAGACAGGAACAGCACAAGUACGGACUUUACCAGCACCAGUCGUACUCAGGAGUCUGACAAAUUGGGAAACACCGAAAGGAAUUAA
This is a messenger RNA of Drosophila guanche, 1541 nucleotides long. RefSeq names its product probable G-protein coupled receptor Mth-like 11. Gene Ontology annotation, biological process: cell surface receptor signaling pathway. Lineage: Eukaryota; Metazoa; Arthropoda; Insecta; Diptera; Drosophilidae. Gene Ontology annotation, molecular function: G protein-coupled receptor activity. The transcript has 7 exons. The coding region runs from base 39 to 1541 and encodes 500 amino acids. The record is from RefSeq and is a predicted model, not a curated record. Gene Ontology annotation, cellular component: membrane.